CGGAAAGAACCUCCGCCGCUUCGGCAGCUCUUCCCCCCGAAUUCCACUUCCCAAUCACCAUUGUUGAAUUCGAUUUUUCCAAAUUAUUAAUUUUGUAUACACCAUCGCACAACCCAGAGUAAAUCCGGUGACCCAUUUUUAAUGGCGGCGGCGAAUAAUCUACUGAAUGUGGACAAGUGGCCGUCGUGGGGUUCUAGAAGCGUCGAUUGUUUCGAAAAGCUCGAGCAGAUUGGGGAAGGAACUUAUGGUCAAGUGUACAUGGCCAAAGAAAAGGAAACUGGAGAAAUCGUUGCUUUAAAAAAGAUACGUAUGGACAAUGAAAAAGAAGGGUUCCCUAUUACUGCCAUCCGAGAAAUUAAAAUUCUAAAGAAGCUACAGCAUGAAAAUGUCAUUCAACUGAAAGAGAUAGUGACAUCUCCUGGCCGUGAAAGCAACGAGCAAGAAAGUCAUGACGAUAAUAAGUACAAGGGAAGCAUAUAUAUGGUCUUUGAGUAUAUGGACCAUGAUUUGACUGGCCUUGCAGAUCGUCCUGGACUGAGAUUUACGAUUCCACAGAUAAAAUGUUACAUGAAGCAACUGCUCACGGGUCUUCAUUAUUGCCAUGUAAAUCAAGUGCUUCACAGGGACAUAAAAGGCUCCAAUCUUCUCAUUGACAACGAGGGAAAUCUGAAGCUUGCAGAUUUUGGACUUGCACGUUCAUUUUCAAAUGACGUCAAUGCUAAUCUUACAAAUCGGGUUAUUACUUUGUGGUAUAGACCUCCGGAAUUGCUUUUUGGAGCCACGAAGUAUGGUCCAGCUGUUGACAUGUGGUCUGUUGGUUGUAUCUUUGCUGAGCUGCUGUAUGGGAAACCGAUCUUACCAGGAAAAAAUGAGCUUGAACAGUUGAAUAAAAUAUUUGAGCUUUGCGGGUCCCCCGACGAGCUGAUAUGGCCUGGUGUUUCAAAGAUCCCUUGGUAUAACAAGUUUAAGCCAGCUCGCCAAAUGAAAAAGCGAAUCCGCGAGCUUUUUAGGCAUUUUGAUCGGCAUGCUUUGGAUUUGUUGGACAAAAUGCUGGUUCUUGAUCCUUCUCAGAGAAUCUCGGCAAAGGAUGCUCUAGAUGCUGAAUAUUUCUGGAGCGAUCCGUUACCUUGCGACCCAAAAACUUUGCCGAAAUACGAAUCGUCACACGAGUUUCAGACAAAGAAAAAAAGACAGCAGCAAAGACAAAACGAGGAGAUAGCGAAAAGGCAGAAGCUUCAGCAUCCACAGCAACACGCCCGCUUGCCUCCAAUCCAAAAUGGGGGUCAAAACCCCUCACACUGGACGGGCCCCGCCAAUCAGAUCAACAAUUCUCAGCCCCCUAUCCCAAGUCAUCACCAGUACGGUGGAAAGCCACGUGGCCCACCUGGAGGUGGGCCCGGUAGAUACCCGCCAGGUGGCGCCUCGGGGGGCUAUUAUCAAGACCGUGGGGGUCAAGGUCAAAGUCAAAGUCAAAGCCAAAGUGGAGCUUACAGUAGUGGACCAUAUCCAUCACAGGGGCGAGGACCCCCGCCUUAUCCUGGAAAUAGUGCUCCUUCGAACGGGCCCCGUGGGACAGGUGGCGGAUAUGUAGCUCCUCCUAAUUACACGCAAAGUGGUCAAUACGGAGUUUCUGGGGGAAGGGGCCAAAACCCCCCGGGGGGUAAUAGAAAUCAGCAGUAUGGUUGGCAGCAAUAGCGUAGAUGAGAAAUUAAAUCAAGAAUCGGCGGAAUAGGAAAUUGUUACUUAUAAGUUAUAUGUAUAGCUGAUGAUUUUAUCUACAUAUUAUUUUCGAUAUAAAAUUAUUUUUAAGGAUUUAAGGACCGGAUCGUAGGCAAUCCCGAAACUGAUUUUUACUUGUUCUAACUAUUUGGAACUGAUUUAUGUCUUGACCAGAGGCUAAGGCUACAUGAUAUGGUAUUGUUUUAAGUUGAUCACAAUCGAAUUGAUGGUCAUGUUGAUA
Erythranthe guttata (spotted monkey flower) is the source of this 1960-nucleotide messenger RNA. It is a transcript of the gene CDKC;1, whose product is annotated as cyclin-dependent kinase C;1. Gene Ontology annotation, biological process: protein phosphorylation; positive regulation of transcription elongation by RNA polymerase II. Gene Ontology annotation, cellular component: nucleus; cyclin-dependent protein kinase holoenzyme complex. Gene Ontology annotation, molecular function: RNA polymerase II CTD heptapeptide repeat kinase activity; ATP binding. The record is from RefSeq and is a predicted model, not a curated record. NCBI's taxonomy places the organism in Eukaryota, Viridiplantae, Streptophyta, Magnoliopsida, Lamiales, Phrymaceae.